AUGACUGAAGUAGUAGCAGUUGAAGAUAAGAAACGUCCAGGAUCACCAACUAGAGUCCCACAUCAACCAAAGAAGAAGAUACAUAGACGUAAAUAUAAAGCAAAAGAAGUCGAUCCAACUGCCCCACUAGGAGUAUUACAAUAUGAAAUUAAGGAAAUCUUACACGAACAUAAUUUAUCAGAAGAUGAUAUUUCCAAUGAUAUGAAAUAUGUUUUGAAUGAUCCUGAAGCCGAAGCUCAAUAUCAUCGAAUUGUUGAAAAUGUUAAAGUUAUUUCAUUACUUUCAAAUGGUGAUGGGAUUGGACUUAUACCUCAUCCCAAUCCCUUGAAAAAGUUCCAAGUUGUAAUCAUCCCAUUUGGUAUACCUGAAGACAUAGGUACUAUUAAAGUAUUCAAGACCCAUCCAUUAUAUACUGAAUCUGAUUUAUUAUCAAUCACAGCCGCAUCACCAACCAGAAAUGAUUCAUUAAUAAACUGUAGAUAUUUUGGAAAAUGUUCAGGAUGUCAAUAUCAAAAUAUCGAAUAUGAUACUCAAUUAGAACUUAAAAAACAAACAAUCAUUAAUGCAUAUAAACACUUUGCACCCAAAUUAUUAUCAACAAAACAACUUCCGGCAAUUUUGGAAACUCAACCAUCUCCAUUAAAAUAUUCUUAUAGAACUAAAUUAACUCCACAUUUCAAUGUUCCUUGGAGUAAGAAAGGAGAAUUGGAAUAUAGACCAAAUAUAGGAUUUGGUGCUAAGGGGAGACCUACUUGGAGAAAGGAUGGGGAUUUUGGUCCCGAUGGAUCAAUUAUGGAUAUUGAAGAAUGUCCAAUUGGGACUCGUAUUAUUAAUCAAGGGAUGAAAAAUGAAAGAAAAAGAUUUGAGCAAGAAUUUAAGAAAUAUAAAAAAGGUGCAACUGUUUUAUUGCGAGAGGAUACCAAGGUUGGCAAACAGGGGGAGGAAGUCGAGAUUGGAGAAGGAUCAACUGAUGAGAAUGGAGUUGUAUCUAAAAUCGAAGUUGAUGUUGAAGGGAGUGGGGAGAAAUUGGUUAAGACAUGUGUUACAAACACUAGACAGAUUGUUCAAGAAUAUAUCAACGGAUAUAAAUUUGAAUUUUCAGCGGGGGAAUUCUUUCAAAAUAAUAAUUCAAUCUUACCUAUUGUGACAAAUUACGUUAAAUCCAAUUUAUCGAUUCCAAAUUCCAAGCCAGAUGAACCAAAUUAUUUAGUUGAUGCAUACUGUGGAUCAGGAUUAUUUUCAAUCACAUGCUCAAGUAAUGUUAGUAAAGUUAUCGGGGUUGAAGUGUCGGCAGAUUCAGUCAAAUUUGCUGAACGUAAUGCAAAAUUAAACAAUAUCGAAAAUGCCAAAUUUAUAGUCGGGAAAGCAGAAGAGAUUUUUGCAAGUAUAGAUACACCAUCCGAUAGAACUUCGGUGAUUUUGGAUCCUCCCAGAAAAGGGUGUGAUGAAGUUUUCUUGAAUCAAUUAUCAACUUAUCAUCCAGCAAAAAUCGUAUAUAUUAGUUGUAAUGUUCAUUCUCAAGCUAGAGAUGUCGAAUGGUUUAUUAAUAAUACCGAACAUGGUAAAGAUUACGUUGUUGAAAGCGUUAAAGGUUUUGACUUCUUCCCACAAACUCAUCAUGUUGAAAGUGUUGCCGUCUUGACAUUAAAACAAUAA
Messenger RNA from Hemisphaericaspora subhashii, 1656 nucleotides. RefSeq names its product Trm2p (gene TRM2). The record is from RefSeq and is a predicted model, not a curated record. Gene Ontology annotation, molecular function: tRNA (uracil(54)-C5)-methyltransferase activity, S-adenosyl methionine-dependent. Lineage: Eukaryota; Fungi; Ascomycota; Pichiomycetes; Serinales; Debaryomycetaceae. Gene Ontology annotation, biological process: tRNA processing. The transcript has a single exon. Bases 1 to 1656 code for a protein of 551 amino acids.